UUUUUUUUUUACUCACUAUCUAUCAUAGACAUAAUGACUUCUACUACCACUCCUUCAGAACGAAAAUCAACAACAUCACCACCAUUGCCGUCUUCACCUUCAGAUACAUCCAAUAAAACUCAUUUACAACAAAAACGAUCAUUACAGGAAGAACCACCAGUGAAGGAACGAAAAAGCAGAAAGGCACCUCAUGAAUUAUUGACUGAUGCUGAAAAGAAAGCUAAUCAUAUUGCGUCUGAACAAAAACGUCGACAGAAUAUUCGACUAGGAUUUGAUCAACUGAUUGAAAUUGUACCUGCUCUCAAUACUGGAAAUAGGAGUGAAGCUCUUAUAUUACAAAAAUCGGUAGAUCAUAUCAAACAAUUGAUAUCUGUGAAAAAUGAUCUCAAGGAACAAAUACGUGAUCUUCAGGCCCUUUUAGGUGAAUCACCUUACGAUGAAGAUUCCUCUGAAGAUGAUUUGGCAUAUUCUGCGUACUGAUGGGUUUUUUUUCUUCUUUCUUUCACACACACACACACACAUAUUUUGUUAUCUUUUUUAUAUUAUAUAGAUACACCAUAUUCUUCCCUCCCUCUCUUUUUUUUUAUAUUUUUUUACUGGUAUCCUUCGAACUCUCCAUGCCAAUUAUCAUCAUACUUGAUUGAUACUUUUGUUUUUAGUUAUGUCCAUUCGUUGUUAUUCCUUUUUGUUUAUUCAUUUCAAAUAAAAAUCACAUAUU
Molecule: messenger RNA, 718 nt
Organism: Halteromyces radiatus
Lineage: Eukaryota; Fungi; Mucoromycota; Mucoromycetes; Mucorales; Cunninghamellaceae
Exons: 4
Coding region: 34-480 (148 amino acids)
Biological process (GO): regulation of transcription by RNA polymerase II
Molecular function (GO): DNA-binding transcription factor activity, RNA polymerase II-specific; RNA polymerase II cis-regulatory region sequence-specific DNA binding; protein dimerization activity
Source: RefSeq, a predicted model, not a curated record